AUGAAGAUUGCUGUGGUUGGUGGAGGAAUAUCUGGAAUGUCAUCAGCUUACCUUCUCACAAAGGGUGGACAUCAGGUGACUGUGUUUGAGAAGGGCGAUUACUUGGGUGGACAUACCAACACUGUCGAUGCAACAUUCGAGGGUGUCGGAACUGUCAAAGCAGACACUGGUUUUCUGGUUUACAACGAGGAGCACUACCCCAACUUGAUGAGACUCUUUAGAGAGUUGGCAAUAGAGUCUGCCGAUUCCGAUGUCAGUUUUGCAUUCUCGCUGAAUGCUCGUGGCAACUCAUACGCCAACAACGGUGCAGAUCAACAAGCUCCAGUGAGAAACGAGGUGGAGUGGGGAUCCGACGGUGCAUCUACAGUAUUCGCGCAACUCGGUAAUCUAUUUAGACCAAAGUUCUGGUGUAUGCUACGAGAUAUGGUUCGUUUCCACAAGGAAGCACCUCUUACCAUGUUGGAACCAGAGAAAUACAAAAACAUCACUAUCGCAGAGUACAUGGCAACCAACAACUAUUCAGAGGCGUUCAAAUGCUAUUAUUUGGUUCCGGUGAUGUCUGCUCUCUGGUCGACAUCGUUUGCCGUCAUUGACCAUUUUCCAAUUCUAACACUCGUUCGUUUCUUUGCCAAUCACGAUAUGCUUCGUAUCUUUGGACGUCCACAAUGGAAGACUGUCAAAGGAGGUAGCUAUCAAUAUAUGGAGCGUCUAGCAGAGUAUCUCGAAAACAAUGGAUCGGAAGUCAGAAUGAGCACAGCUGUCACCAGAGUGGUUCGUUACGAUGACCACGUUGAGAUCGUCACCGCCGACUCACCGACACCGGAAUCAUUCGAUGCUGUCGUAAUGGCUUGUCAUCCACCAGAGACACUCAACAUCGUAGACUCACUCACCAAGAAAGAACACGAAGUUCUCUCUGUCUUUAAAUAUACACCGCACACCGUCUACCUGCAUUCCGAUCCCAUUCUCAUGCCGAAACGUCGUAAUAUAUGGGCUGCCUGGAACUACCUCUAUGAUGACCGCUCUUCUUCCGAGCAUGCAGUGUGUGUUACCUACUGGAUCAACCGUAUUCAACCGUGGUUGGAUCGUGAAAAGACACCUCUCUAUGUAACACUGAAUCCAAUUGUUCAACCACAGCAACAUCUCGUACACAAAGUUAUCCAAUACGAACACCCAUUGUACACCGCAGAGAAUGAGAGCAAUCAAGAGUAUGUCACCUCAAUUCAGGGUAUUAGACGUACCUACUACUGUGGUGCUUACUAUGGAUUUGGAUUCCACGAGGAUGGUAUCACCUCUGGUUUAUUGGCAGCUCAACAAAUCGAUCCAGAACUCAAAAAGAUUUGGGAGGUCGAUAUGAAAAGAUAUGAAGAGGUUCCAGUUGCCAAUCAAAAACAAAACGACAAUAAUAAUAAUAAUAAUAACAAACAGAAUAGCAAUUCAUUGUUGGCAUUCAACAAGCUAGCAAGUGUUGCUGGAUUAGUUUUCAUUGGAAGUAUGUAUUACUUCAAAAAGGAUUUACAAUUUCUUUCACCCUUUAUCAAUAAAAUUGAUAAAUUACUUUGUUGUUCUUACUUCCUAUUCAAAUUGUUUUAG
Heterostelium album PN500 is the source of this 1590-nucleotide messenger RNA. RefSeq names its product NAD(P)/FAD-dependent oxidoreductase. The transcript has 2 exons. Bases 1 to 1590 code for a protein of 529 amino acids. Gene Ontology annotation, molecular function: oxidoreductase activity. NCBI's taxonomy places the organism in Eukaryota, Evosea, Eumycetozoa, Acytosteliales, Acytosteliaceae. The record is from RefSeq and is a predicted model, not a curated record.